Messenger RNA from Onychostoma macrolepis, 766 nucleotides. Its product is annotated as CMP-N-acetylneuraminate-beta-galactosamide-alpha-2,3-sialyltransferase 1-like. Gene Ontology annotation, molecular function: beta-galactoside (CMP) alpha-2,3-sialyltransferase activity. The transcript is spliced from 4 exons. NCBI's taxonomy places the organism in Eukaryota, Metazoa, Chordata, Actinopteri, Cypriniformes, Cyprinidae. The annotation marks the transcript as partial. The record is from RefSeq and is a predicted model, not a curated record.
GUUACUUACUUGACGAUGCUGUGUCCUCAACAUGCCUCGAAGACUCGAAUGCAGCCAAGCUUGUGAUUCUUAAUUCGCAACUGCGAGCAAUUAGUGUGAAGAGCAGUCACCGAUGCAGGAGAGAGAGAACACUUCUAACCCAUUUCAUUCAAACAACAAACAUGAAUAACAAAAAAACUAUUCGACAUUUCAUUGUGUUUGUCAGCGCCGCCUGUAUUGUUCUCUUCUAUCAAAUGUCGACCAGGAGUUUUCUCAAGGAUUCAUGUGUGUGUAACUGCGCAGUGGAUUUGGAGGGUCGUUUGUGGUUUUCUCAGCGAUAUAAUCCCUCUGCUAACGUGACACUUAACAGCAAGAACAGCCCACUGGAUUUCCAUACGUAUUGGUGGUGGAAGAGCCUACAAAAUGAAUCAACUGUAGCCAACUACACAAAAGUGGUGGAGGUGUUGUUUUUGCUCUUCCCAGAUAAAGAGCACUACUCUGACAGCAGUCCCAGGCGCUGCAGGACCUGCGCUGUGGUGGGCAACUCGGGCAACCUCAACGCAUCCCGUUAUGGAGCGCUCAUAGAUUCACAAGACUUCGUUAUAAGGAUGAAUGAGGGCCUGACAGAAGGCUUUGAGCAGGACGUGGGGUCUAAGACCACUCACCGCAUCAUCUACCCCGAGAGCACCGUGGACAUGGACGAGACGACCCACCUCAUUCUGCUGCCCUUUAAGAUCCUGGACCUGCAGUGGCUCAUCAGCGUCUUCACCUCCAAACACAUCGAUCU